Molecule: messenger RNA, 941 nt
Organism: Cucurbita pepo subsp. pepo (vegetable marrow)
Lineage: Eukaryota; Viridiplantae; Streptophyta; Magnoliopsida; Cucurbitales; Cucurbitaceae
Source: RefSeq, a predicted model, not a curated record
GAGAGAUCCAAGAGAGUGAUCCAAGAAAGAAAAUGAGCAACGACAAAACACUCACCAAGAUUCCACAGUUUGAUGGUCACUAUGACCAUUGGAGUGAACUGAUGGAAAACCUCUUGCGUGCCAAGGGUUUGUGGAGUCUAGUGGAAGAGGGUUACACCGAACCGGCAGAGGGAAUCGAAGUGACUGCAGCGCAGAAAAGGAAUCUUGAUGAGUUCAAGAUGAAGGAUCAUCAAGUGAAGCACUACCUGUUCCAAGCAAUUGAUCGGGUUGUGUUUGAACAGAUCUUGAAUCGUAAAAUAUCCAAGAACAUUUGGGAUUCGAUGAAAAAAAAGUUUGGAGGCAAUGAAAGAGUGAAGCGGUCUCUUCUCCAAACUUUAAGAAGAGAUUUUGAGGUUCUUGAAAUGAAGAACGAAGAGAACAUUGAUGAUUAUUUUGGAAGAGUAAUGGUUGUCUCCAACAAGAUGAGAAGCAACGGAGAAGACAUGUCAGAUUCGAAGAUUGUUGAGAAAAUACUUCGAACUCUGACGGACAAAUUCACAUAUGUGGUGGUAGCCAUUGAGGAGUCAAAAGACACAAGAAAGAUGACGAUUGACGAACUGCAAAGCUCUCUGUCUGUACAUGAAAAGAAACUCAAGAAGAUCAAUCAUGAAGAAGAUGAUCAAGCUCUCAAUAUCAGAGGCAGAGGCAGAGGAUCAUACAGAGGUCGAGGCAGGGGCAAAGGACGCUCAUUCAACAAAGCAACACUCGAGUGUUACAACUGCCACCAACUUGGACAUUUCCAAUAUGAAUAUCCAAUUAGGUACAAUGGAGCACAUUUUGCAGAGAUCAAAGAAAAGGAUGAAGUUAUUCUCACGACAUAUGUGGAGCUUCAAGGCACUAAAAGAGGAGAUGUGUGGUUCGUGGAUUCUGGGUGUUCAAGCUUGGGAACAAUCACAAACUAA